CUUGUGCCAUGGUGCUCCUGGCAGACCCUCGCUCCGCGCCGUGCUGGUGGCCGCGUGGUGACAUCGUGGGCUGGGGGCUGUGGCAGCUCUCGGGAUCAGGGACUCGGUGCCGCUCAGCACAAUAACCCCGCAGCGCCCCGUCCCCGCCCCGCGGCCGUGUUUUGUCCCUGGAACUGCUGCUAUGGGAACCCUGGGGACACAGCUCCCAAGGGCAGGUCCUGCUCGCAGGGCUCCGCUCCUGUCCCCCCAGCCCUGGAUCUCACCACCGUGGGCUCGUGGCUGUCCGGGGAUGCCGAGCAGCGAUGUGACCCACAUUGGUGACGAGGAGGCCCCCGGCUGCCGCCGUGCCAUGGGGCGGCACAAGUGACGGGGACGGUGUGGGACGCACCAUGGGCAGCUCCUCGCCCUGGCUGCGCUGGACGCCAUCGGAGCUGGACAGCCGGGAGACCAAGGACUGGGAGGGCAAAGAGGACGAGGAGGAGGAAGAAGACUUUGAGAGGCACAUGGAUGAGAAUGGUGUCAUCGGGCUGGGGGCUGCCACUGUGGAGCUCAGCGACCCACAGGACUCAGGAUCCGAGUGGAGACAGGGGGCGGCCGGGAGCCCACUAUGGGGGGUCGGUGAGGACCUGGAUGCGAGGUCCCCAGUGGAGCCAUGCUGGUACACACAGCAGGACCUGACAGAGGAGGAGGAGGAAGAUCAGGACAGCUCUGAGGAGGAUGAGAGGCUGGAGGAGCCCUGGGGAUCAGAGAGCGAUGAGGACCUGCACCCUGAGACCCCCCAGAAAGCCCCGGGUACCACCAUGGAUGGCGGCGGCACCUCGGGGCCUUCGGACUCCAGCCCCGUUCCCACCACCCCUCCACGCCGGGGCUGGGGCAGAGCCAGGGACCUCAACCGGAGCCCCCAAGCCCCUCAGCAGCCCAAACCCAGCCGGCUGUCCCCAAGCCCCCGGCAUCGCACCGACGCCAAAAAGCCGAAGGAUCUCACGGACAUCUGCCCGUACGGCCAAGGGCGGCUCAACCACCCCCUGCCCGACCUCUCCAAAGUGGAAGCACGGGUGAAGGUGGGGCAGAGCUACCGCCCCCCACCCAGCAGGGCCCUGCCUGCCCGCGCCAGGCCCCCCGGAGGUCCCCUGGUCCCCAAAUCCCCCGCCGAAAUCGUCCGGGAGGUGCUGCUGAGCAGUGGGGAGGGGGCCCCGCCGCAGCCCCCCGCACCCCACGGCGUGCCACAGGAGCUCCGCUCCCCCCGGCAGGCCACCGCGCUGGUGCAGCAACUGCAGGACGACUACCACAAGCUGCUGACCAAGUACGCUGAGGCCGAAAACACCAUUGACCAGCUGCGGCUGGGGGCCAAGGUGAGCCUGUACGCCGACCCACCACGUGCCAGCCACAGCAUCCACGCCGGCACCAUGGGCAGUGGCUGCAGGGUGAUGGCCUUCAGCAUCCCGCGGGCCAGCGCCGCAGCCAUCAGCGCGGCCCCGAACCCGCAGCUCCCUGUGGAUGGAGCUCCAGCACUGGGACCAGCGGAGCGGGGAGCGUCAUCCCAGCCCUGCUCGCCUCGCUCCUCCCUGGGGGGCUGCCCCACAUGUGUGGGGCCGUGCCACUGCGCAGGGCCACGGCUCACGCAGACGCUGGCUGGGCAGACCCUCAAGUUUCAAGCGCAGGUGGAUUCCUUCGAAGCCUGGAUCCGGGCAGGGAGCUCUGCACCACAGGAGCAGCUCCAGCGGUUCCGGAAGCUGCGGGAUACGCAGGACGCACUGGAGCGGGCGUACCUGGAGGCACGGGAGGAGCACAGCCUUGGGGAUGCGGGGAACUUCGACCCGGAGCGCACGGUGGAAGGGGACAUCUUCUGCCUGGGGAUGCGCCUGGAGGAGCUGAAGGAGCGCGUGGAGCGGGCGGCACCGGGGAGCCCCGCGGUGACAGAGGGCCCCCCCAGCACCGGGGAGACAGCGGGGGACUGCGAGGCGGUGGCAGUGGGGCUGCCCCGAUCCCUGCGGCACAAACAGCUCCAAGCGGAGGAGGACUUUGGGGACCUGUUGCAGCAGUACCAGCGCCUUAAGUCGCUGCCGGCAUCGCUGAGCCUGGAGCAGCUGAGCCUGACGGGGAGCGCAGCACCGGAGGAGGUGGAUGGCACCAUGGAGGGGGACAGCGGCCCCGGGGGGGUCCUCAGUGGGGCACAGUCCCUGGAGGAGGGCACCGACCUCGAGACUUCCCCCUCGCCCCCCCCACAGAGGAGAACGGUGCCGCUGCCCCAUGCUGAACCCACACACCCGCAGGGGACCCACGGCCGCCUGUCCCCUGCCACCACCGCCGUGCCACCAGACACCUCGAGGCUCCCAUCGGCAUUCCCUGAGCCUUUGCCAUCGUGCGCAGCCCCGUCCCGCGGCAGCAGUGGGACAGGGAGCGCAGCCCCCCAGGGCCGUGCCCUCAAGCCCUGCCACCAGGAGCAGCGCAUGGUGUCACCGGAGACGGACAGCGGCUUCGUGGGCUCGGAGAGCAGCCGGGUGUCCUUGAUGGCACGCAGCCCCGAGCAUCGGCCGCUGGGCACUGGGACGCACAGCACGCUGGAACCCCCCAUCCCCAGUCCCCUCCAUCCGCAGAAGAAGGACGCUCCGCUGCUGCCUCCUGCGAAGGCGCUGAUGGGCCCCUACCCAGCCCCUGGGCACGGCCCCCCCCAGAGCCACAGCGUGCCCCCCAGCACCCCCUCACCGAGCAGCUCCCCACUGCGCUGGGCUGGCAGCCAGGGCAGCGAGCUGGGACCCGAGGGUGACGGUGCUCACUCUGACUCAGAGGGAGGAGACAGGAGCUGCACCAGUGGGCACCCCCGCAGUGGGACACCCGCCUCACCAUCCCCAGCUCCGGCUCACUGUGACCUGCUGGGAUCCCGCAUGGAGCGCGACUCUGCGCUGGCUGCGGGUGCGCCCACUCCUGAACACCCCAGCCGGGCCAUCCGUGCCCUGCAGGACGAGGUGUGGCGGCUGCGCCUGCGGCUGGAGGAGAGCCUGCACCGGACCCACAGCCACCCCGAGGGCAGAGCCCCCCGCACCCCCAGGGGCAGGAGGCAGCCGGCGGCCAGCGGAGCUCCGUUCCUCCAGGGCACAGCACCCGUGGGGGAGCAGAGCCCCGCGGCACGGGGCAGGGUGACCCCGAGCGGCCCCAGGGGCAGAUGGGCAUCGCUGCCGCGGGACAGAACGCCGCCGGACCUCAGCGAGCGGGGACGGCGGGGACCUCUCCAAACGGAGAGAGGACGCGGCGAGGACCGGGUGCGGGGCACGGGGAUCCCGCAUCCUUCCGCCUCCUUCCCCGCACCCUCCCGCUCGGACCGCUCGCUGCGUGCGCACGGUGACAGCCGUCCCCGAGCCGCCCCGUCCGCGCACAAGCGGCCUCGCAGCCCGUACUGCCCCCCAGCCGCACCUACCUCAACCCCCCACCGCACCCGUUCCCCACCACUCUCAGACCUGGAGGAGGACCUGGACCGCUCACUGAGCACAGCAGUGGCAGCAGCACGUCGUGCCCGUGUCACCUCGCGGCGGCUGGGCCGGGCGCUGGCGGCGGAGCUGGGCCGGGCACGGGCGGUGCGGGGCUCCUGCCUCUUCUGA
Messenger RNA from Numida meleagris (helmeted guineafowl), 3596 nucleotides. RefSeq names its product AT-hook transcription factor (gene AKNA). The transcript is spliced from 18 exons. Gene Ontology annotation, cellular component: centrosome. Gene Ontology annotation, biological process: neuroblast delamination; epithelial to mesenchymal transition; neuroblast division in subventricular zone. Lineage: Eukaryota; Metazoa; Chordata; Aves; Galliformes; Numididae. Bases 390 to 3596 code for a protein of 1068 amino acids. The record is from RefSeq and is a predicted model, not a curated record.